AUGGCCUCCAAGAUGUUCGCCAACCGAAUGGCCACCAUGGCCUCUUCUAGCGUCGCUCGCUCGGCCGUCCGCAGCCAGUUCGCUGCUGUCCCCAAGCGUACCUUCACCAACGCUGUCCAGCGCACUGCUUUCCAGGCUCCUAAGCGCACCAUCCCUGCCGCCGUCGCUCGCCAGGCUUUCCAGGCCCAGGCUCGCCGUGGUUACUCCUCUGAGAUCGCCAACGCCCUCGUUGAGGUCUCCCAGAACAUUGGUAUGGGUUCUGCUGCCAUUGGUCUUGCUGGUGCCGGUACCGGUAUCGGUCUCGUCUUCGCUGCUCUCUUGCACUCCGUUGCCCGCAACCCCUCUCUCCGUGGUCAGCUCUUCGCCUACGCCAUUUUGGGUUUCGCUUUCGUUGAGGCCAUCGGUCUUUUCGAUCUCAUGAUUGCCAUGAUGGCCAAGUUCUUGUAA
Molecule: messenger RNA, 447 nt
Organism: Talaromyces marneffei
Lineage: Eukaryota; Fungi; Ascomycota; Eurotiomycetes; Eurotiales; Trichocomaceae
Exons: 1
Coding region: 1-447 (148 amino acids)
Biological process (GO): proton transmembrane transport; proton motive force-driven ATP synthesis
Molecular function (GO): proton transmembrane transporter activity
Source: RefSeq, a predicted model, not a curated record